UUGUAGAUGGAGUUCCAUGCACAUUUUUGACGUCUGUGUCUGCUGUAGCUGUCCUGUCACAGCGCCUGAAAACAUGUGUGAGCUCUCGUAGCUACUGUGACUAGAGACACUGUUUAUGAAUCUUUUGAGUAGUUGAUGAGGGUGUUUUUACAGUUCUUUACAAAAAAUCAGGAAACAUUUUUGCCUUGUAACUCAAAAAGUUUGAAAGUCUUAGUUACACACAAGUGGGGGUCAAAUUUGUUGUAUCAUAUAUUAUUGGAUCAACAUUAGGACCCAUUCACAUAUUUCUAUCAUUUUUCAAUACGAGAGAAACAUGAAGAUCUGCAAGAACACAAAUAAAAGAAUAUGAAUGAUAAACUGAAACCCUCUAAGAGAGUCAUCGUGUAUGAAGAAUUUUUUGAUGACUGCAUUGACGUUUCAGAAAAUGAUAUUAAAGAAUACAGUCAACGUUUAGGAAUUGACCUUUCAGUUAAUCCGACACUAGCGACCUCGGUAAGAGAUUGGAUCCUACAACCUCUGCCCCGCUAUUGGUUUCCAUGUCUUGAUACUCAAACGGGUCACUGGUUUUAUUCAAAUACCCUGAACGGCCAAUCAACUUGGCAUCAUCCUUUGGAAGAAAUCCACCGAAAUUUGGCAAAAGAGUAUUUUUCCUAUUCAACGAUUUUAGGGGCUGAAAGGGAAAAUCCUGAAGGAGAAUCAGCGGAACAAUCCAUGGAAAGUGGCUUCAGCACAAAGGGAUUUGGGAGCCUCUCUUCUUCCAUUUCGGGAGGCAUUUCACCAGUCCGAAAUCCCCUUCCUAGAGCAUUAGCACCAUUAAAGCGAAUUCCACCAACGGCGAAUCCUUUAGGAACGCUAUCAAAUCCCCUCCCUACUUUUCGUUCGUCCAACUUGCACAAUGAACAUGUCAGAGAAGUGUCCUUUUCAACAUUCAAAUCCAGCGAUCCAAUAUCUUCGCUUUUGCCUGGUGAUAUUCUGUUUGAAAAUCGAGACCGCCCAACUACAAUUGUAGCGCCUUUCAACCAUUCCGUCAUACCACUUUCCAGUAGUGUAAUUGAUUCCAAAGAAGAUGAUAGUCACCGUCUAUCUACAUCACAAGUGAAACAACCUCCACGUUACUCUUCAGCUGGAAAGAGAGCCAUCAGUCCGUUAACGAUUGAUCAAAGUACGGGGAAAGAAGUCACUGCAAGUUCCAUCUCCAAGUCUGAACAAGAGCCUUUGGUUCAGCAAUCAAAGCCUAGAGUAAGUUUUACUGAGCGACUAGCAGCGAAAAAAGCAUCACAGAGACUCAAAAGUAAUGAGUCAUCCGAAUCCUGUCUCUCGAAUCCAAUCGAAUCAGAUCAAACCAGUGCCAUCAAUUCAGAAAAGAAACAUGUUCACUUUGAUUUAGAACCGAAUCAAUUUCGACAGUACACCCCGGAAUGUUCCGAAGAAACUAAAGGGGUCGACAAAUCAGAAUCUUCCAGUUCAGAAGAUAUUCUGGACUUGGUUGGCGAUCCCGAAUUCUUGAAACCGCUCACUGAUGUCAACUGCUAUCCCACGACGUACGAAGAAAAAAGAUGGGAAGUGUCUUUCACGUCGUUUGGACUGAAUUCUGCGAGUGGAUCGCCUGUCAAAGUUUCAACUGGGUUCGUUGAUAAUGAGGACACUAAUGAAAUGGUGACGUGUUUUAAUUCUGAAUACUGCCCAAGUCCCUUGCCUGUCUUUGAAAAGAGAGAAGACGUUGGCAUUGAAGCAAAUGAAACUGCCAUACCAAUUAAUCAUUUUCAAGACCAAGGCGAAGAUGAAGCUAAAAUGAAUUCCCCAGUAUCGGAAUCGAUUGUCGAGUCGAACGCUGUGCCUGAAGCACUGUCAGUAAUUGAAACGGAUGUGCCAACGUUUUGUGAAAAUACUUCAGUCCAAGCCUUCAUCUUGCCCAUCCAAGAUGAAAUAAAGGAAAGUGACUUGACAGUCGUUAACCCAUCUGAAUUAGAUUUGCCAGAAGUUCAAAAAUCAGUUCCUUCCACUGAAGAUAAUGCAAAAGCAGUUCAAGAAAUAAGUGUACAAUCACAAAUCAUUUCAAAGUUAACAGUUGAACCUCAAGCAGUUGAGGACGCCCCGUUUACAAAUUUGGCAACGAAAAGCCGACCUCCGAAAUUAACUCGCAGCUCGACUCGUUCCGAAUCGCUAGAAACAUUUAUUUUGCCAGAAGAAUUCAACCCAAAAACCGUCCCCAAAGUCCCAGCAUGUCUGAUUCCAUUUGAAUUCGUCACGCCCGAAUUAAAGUCGGUCGAACCGCAAAAUCAUCUCGUCCAGUCAGAUGGUGAGCUCAAUUUGAACACAACACAAGAACCUAGUCAAUUCCAUUUACUACUACCUCCAGCGCCUUUCUCCCAGUUAAGUCCCCAAACUGCCAUGUGUACUGAAGAAACCGUAACGAAUUCCAUCCAUAAAAAAGAUGAUGUAAUAUUGGAUGCGCCAAAUGCAAGCGAAAAGAAGAAUCCACCCCUAGAAGAUUGGCUAACGAUGAAGAGAGAAAUGGAAUCAGCAUUAGAAAACGAGAAGAAAAAACUAGAAAACUGGUUCAGCACUGAAAUUGCUCAAAUAAAAAAGCAAUUCGAAAACGAGUUGGCCAGUGAGCGUCAGAGAACGGAAAAUUUGAGCAGACUAGUCGAAAAUGCCAAGUCGGAGAAAGAAGAGCUGGCCAAGCGUGAAAUUGUUCGUUUAGAAGAGACUUUAUCCCACUUGGUAGAGGAGAAAACCCGCCAAGUUCAAACACGACUCAAUAGUGAGAUACUGCAGAGCAACAGUUCGUUUCUACAGCGCUUGGUCGAUCGCCAAGACGCCAAUGUGCAAACGGAAGAGCCGCCAAUUCCGGUCAAUAGCCUUCCGACGGAACCAAUGGCGCCUCUGUUAAAGUGUGGUGAAAUUGGAACUAGCGAAUCGAAUCCCUCUAAAAAUGAAACGUAUUCUCGUUGGGAAAGCCGAGACUCUCCGCCGCCUCGGCGAGACUCGCGGAUCCAAUGCCAGUGCGAUAGCCUCCAGAAGCAGGUGGCACGCGUUGAGCGGGAAAUGCAGCUGCUCAAGCAGAAGAACUUGUCGUUCCAAAAGAAUCCACCAACAAGGAAAAAGAGCACACCCGUCAAGGCUCAGCGAGAGCCUUGGUGGUUGGACACCGACGAGUCGGCGACAUCGACCACGUCUUCUGUUUCCGAUUGGCGUCACUCCAGAGGUAGAAGCCGGUCGAUGACAAACCUGCACGCAACAGGAGAUGUUUCAAGUGGGAGAAAGUCGGCACCUUUUCAACGAGCUCGCGAUUUGCUUUCGAGAAGCCAAACACCUAGGAGAGCGUGGAUGGAAGAUGUGUCGACCGACCAUUCCAUGGGUGACAUACCCACUUCAGGAAUAAGUAGUGCAAUUUCAACUGGUGAGUGGGACACGGUACUAAGUUCCAUUCAAAAAAUAAGCGGCGAUCUGCAGGAAGUGUGGUCUCAUAUUGGUCCACGUCCAAGACCGCUAUCGUACCUAUCGUACCAAAGUCCGCUGUGGAUGCCCUCCCAGUCGUCCUCCCAGUCCUUCAUCACUAAUGAUCGCGUGCCUCUGCACUGGUCCUUUAGUGGGUCGACAGCCGAGCGUACGCAAGCGCUGAAACUCUGGUUGCAACAAAACAAAACCCAGCAUUCCAAACCCCUUCUUUGACAGCCAAAAACAGUAUUAACCGUCCAAGCUUUUUUCAUUAUUAUUAUUUUUUAAAACUAUUAAUAAUGACCUUUUCGUUUGUUUUUUACCAAUCAAAGUCAAAAUGUAUAAUCAGCUUUUUAUAAUGGGAAAAAAAAUGGUCUAUUAGGGAUCUAUUAAUCAUUUUCUAAAUGAUUCCGUAAUUUGAGGUGUUAGAUCCGGCGAUCGAAUUACCAAAAAAGAAACGAGGAUAAAAGACGGUGUCUUUGUCUGGAAUUUCUGUAGAAUUUUCGAAAGGAAAGUGCAGUAAUUUAAUAAAUGGCGGAUAACAUGG
Daphnia pulex (common water flea) is the source of this 3988-nucleotide messenger RNA. RefSeq lists its product as uncharacterized. NCBI's taxonomy places the organism in Eukaryota, Metazoa, Arthropoda, Branchiopoda, Diplostraca, Daphniidae. The record is from RefSeq and is a predicted model, not a curated record. The coding region runs from base 346 to 3675 and encodes 1109 amino acids. The transcript has 8 exons. Gene Ontology annotation, molecular function: protein binding.